Messenger RNA from Thunnus maccoyii (southern bluefin tuna), 1521 nucleotides. RefSeq names its product epithelial membrane protein 1 (gene emp1a). Gene Ontology annotation, cellular component: plasma membrane. The transcript is spliced from 5 exons. The record is from RefSeq and is a predicted model, not a curated record. NCBI's taxonomy places the organism in Eukaryota, Metazoa, Chordata, Actinopteri, Scombriformes, Scombridae. The coding region runs from base 106 to 582 and encodes 158 amino acids.
UGUGUGUCCUGCGAAUUCAAAGCUGGGUGGGUCUACAGUGUUUCACAUUCCCAAAUAACUCCCGGGCCGUGCGUUAAAGCGCUUUGAGUUUUUCAUAAGGCCACGAUGUUGGUGCUGGCUGGAAUCGUUCUUCUGCACAUCACCACCAUCAUCCUACUUCUGGUGGCCACCAUUGAUAGUGCCUGGUGGGUCACUGAUACAAUGACAACUGACUUAUGGGGCAGGUGGGAUCAGACGGGCUCAGGCUGGCACUACACUCACCUAAAAGACUUCCCAGACGAAUUACUCCAGACGGCGCAGGCCACCUCGGUGCUGGCCUGUAUUUUUGCCAUCCUGGCCUUGUUUGUGUUUGUGGCUCAGCUGUUCACUCUACCCAAGGGCCAGAGGUUCACCUUCACUGGCGUUUUACAGCUAAUCGCCUGCCUGUGUAUAAUGAUAGCACCCUCAGUGUACACAGCGAAGUUCCAGGGCACUGAGAAAGUGGGAGGGUUCGGACACUCCUACGUCCUGGCCUGGAUCUCUUUUGUCUUCAGCUUACUCUUAGCUAUCACCUACCUCAUCCUGCGGAAGAAGAGCGAGUAAGGGGAUAAGAGGAAGACGGCCAAGGCUGGGAUCAUAUUCCUUUGAGUUUGGGACAGUCAGGAAUGGAUUUUUUUUUUCAGAAUUUGGGGGAAAAAAACCCAUUAAAAGGUUGUUGAUCUACAUUUGCAGCUAGGAUAAUUAGGGAAUAAUAUUCAAUCGCUAACAAGAGCCAUUUGAUAUUUUGAAUAUUACUUAAUUGAACUCAUGCUAAUAUUACACAAAAGGCUUAACUUUUAUGGACAUUUUUUUUCCAUCAUAGAUUUGUAUUUGAUUAAACAGAGAGGAGGGUAAUAUUUCAUUCAAGAGUAGACCAGUAUGGGCUCCAAAAUAAUGGUUGAGAUUAGGAGGGUGUGACCCCUAAAAUUGCUCAUUUCAAAGCAGUAGGAGCAUCUUUCUACUGGGUCGUUACAUAUAUAUAUAUAUAUAUAUAUAUAUGGAAACCUCGGUCAUGUACUUUAAAGGAACAGCUUAUAUUCUGAGAAAUACGGUUCACUUAUUGUUUUUCUUCUGUAGAGUUAGAUGAGAACAUCGCUACCAAUCUUCUCAUCUAACUCUCAGCAAGAAAGUAAAUUUCCCAAAAAUAUCCCUUUAAGAAUCGAACAGAGUUGAAUUUUGGAAUAAUAAAGCCAUCAGUAAAAGUUUUUUGAGAUGUAGUAGUUGAAAACGUUCUGAGAAAUUAAAGUACUUACCAUCCUGAAGUAUCGAGUCGUGAGGCUUACAGCUACUACUGCGAGUUUCCAGAGUCAAGAAGUGAAAAAUACUGUAUCUGGGAAGGUACGGCAUGUUGGCAACACUACAACACUACUUGAUGAGAAAACACAAGCCUUUAUUUACAGGACAAGUAGUUUUAAUCGUGUAUCAUUAUUUUACAACUGAAGUAUAGUGUAUCCUUUGUUUUUAUCGUUGUAUAUUGUAACCAUUAUAUUUUUGUAACAUUUU